Molecule: messenger RNA, 1871 nt
Organism: Penicillium brasilianum
Lineage: Eukaryota; Fungi; Ascomycota; Eurotiomycetes; Eurotiales; Aspergillaceae
Source: the annotation of a GenBank genome assembly
CGCGGGUUCCGGUUCUCGGGGGGUAAUUUGCUUCCGUUAAAUUUUGUCUCGAUAUUUCACUUCACAGCCCUCGUGGAUCAUAUAUGAAGAGCAUCAGGCUGUUUUUUCUCAAAUCUUUCUUUUUAGCUGAAGUUUAUUCGCAUACUGGGUGAUCAACAUUGCGGACUCGCGGAGCUUGUUUAACUCUGCAACUUUGGAUUGCUCCAUAUGACGUCGCGUGGGACCCGCGUUCCCCUUACAUUGGUUUUGUUGCUAUAAUGGGCUCAUGGAAUAAAAUCCUGGGUUUCCUCCACGGUGGAAAUGAAUCUAAGCGGCCGAGGUUUCUAGAAAUCAGAUCGGCAAGAUGGUUUAUUCUAUUCACUGUCUCUUUCGCUGCAUGCACGGAUAUCUUUAUGUAUGGACUGAUUGUGCCUGUCACGCCUACAGCCUUGGAACGCAGAGUAGGUCUUGCAGAAGAUAAAGUUCAGACGUGGACGUCCGUUCUGCUUGCAUUGUACUCUGCAGCAUUGCUUGCUUUUUCUCCUAUAAUCGGUUAUCUCGCCGACCGAGCCGGGUCUCGAAGAUGGCCGUUCCUCGUCGGUCUGGUUCUUCUGGCUGCUGCAACUGCAUUACUUUGUAUUGGAACCAAUAUCGGUCUUUGGAUCGCGGGCCGCCUGUUCCAAGGUGCUGCGGCAGCCGUUGUCUGGACUGUCGGCAUCGCACUGUUGGUCGAUACCGUUGGUAAAGAAGGCUUGGGCCAGGCUAUUGGAUAUGUGUCUAUGUCUCUAAGUAUUGGCACACUGGCUGGUCCGCUUCUUGGUGGUGUCCUCUACCAACAUGGCGGGUACUAUUCUGUCUUUGGUCUUGCCUUUGGUUUGAUCGGCAUCGAUAUUCUUCUGCGGUUGGUUUUGAUCGAGAAGAAACAUGCUGCACGAUGGCUCACGCCUGAGAGAAGGCCAUUAUCACCGGAGCAGAAUGUCGGGGAAAAGACACCGACGGACACUGCACCCGAGUCUUCAGUAAUGGGAAAUGGCACACCAUCUGAUCCGUCCGAAAAGCAGUCAACCAAAGCUCGGAAUCCCCUCGUACAGGCCAUUACUCUGCUGAGCUCUUCUCGUCUGAUUGUCUCCCUCUGGGGAUAUUUUAUCGUGUCUUUGGUUUUGACCUCCUUCGACAGUGUCCUUCCUCUUUUCGUGCAAGAAACUUUCGGUUGGGAGCAGACGGGUCAAGGACUCAUCUUCAUUCCGAUGAUGGUUCCUCAUCUCACCGACCCAAUAACAGGGUAUAUAAUCGAUAAAUACCCAGGCUCCCCCCGCUAUCUUGCAAGCGGAGCAUUCAUUUGCGCGGUCCCCGUCGCCGUUCUCCUACGACUAGUGACCGACGACACGAUGCAUCACAAAGUAAUUCUUUGUGUUUUGCUAGCAUUACUUGGUCUGUGUCUGGCCGUUGCAAUGCCCCCGCUUGUCACGGAGGUCUUCCAUGCCGUCAAGGAAAAAGAAGACGAGUUCCCCGAUAGCUUCGGCCGUGGUGGUGCCAUGGCGCUUGCAUUCGGUUUGUCCAAUAUGGGCUUCGCAGCGGGCAGUCUUGUUGGGCCAUUCUUUGCUGGAUUUAUCCGGCAGGACGCUGGUUGGGGGACUAUGGGAUGGGCCAUGGGCCUCAUUGCUGGUGUAUCUGCAAUCCCCGUAUUGUUAUUCAUUGGAGGUUGGAUUGGUAAGAAGCCGUCUGCUCCAACUGAAGCUGAUAAAUCGACGUUGGAGUAGGUGAUGGAUUGUCUCGUGCAUUGCUUCCCCUGGAAUGCGGUUCUUUCUCUUCUUCACAUCAUUUACUAGCAUACUUCUCUCCUCAUACUGUACAUAUAGCGAUGACAAAAGAUAGAUCUCUGCUCUAAGGCA